Botrytis byssoidea is the source of this 2449-nucleotide messenger RNA. RefSeq lists its product as uncharacterized. Gene Ontology annotation, molecular function: cysteine-type deubiquitinase activity; ubiquitin binding. The record is from RefSeq and is a predicted model, not a curated record. Gene Ontology annotation, cellular component: nucleus. The coding region runs from base 1 to 2226 and encodes 741 amino acids. The transcript is spliced from 4 exons. Gene Ontology annotation, biological process: protein K48-linked deubiquitination. NCBI's taxonomy places the organism in Eukaryota, Fungi, Ascomycota, Leotiomycetes, Helotiales, Sclerotiniaceae.
AUGUUCCAACCACAACCCACACCAUUUUCACCCUUCUCUACAUGUGGAUUAAAUAUAUCUCCACAACCGCAACCUCCUCCACCACUUCUGGAUUUCAACAAUUUCCACCACAAUCACAAUCAAAAUCAAAACCUCAACAACCACAAUCACAAUCACAAUCACAAUUCAAUUUCAAACACACAAUCACUUCAUCAACACCAACACCAACACCAACACCAACACCAACACCAACACCAACACCAACAUCAACAUCAUCAAUCCCACUCUCAAUCUCAAUCUCACCCUCAUCCUCAUCCUCAUCCUCAUCCUCACUCCAAUUCUCAUCCUCACCCUCAUCCUCACAACCAUACACAUCCACAUACACUCUCACAUUCGCAAACUCACGCGCAGCAACAACAACGCUCGAAUUCUUUAUCUCACUCCUCUCCGUCGGCAUGUACACCACCAACAACUACAGCUUUCGUGGAUAAUCUAAACUCAAUUGUUGUUACAACUCAACCAGGACAAGGUACGACGGCGGGACGCGGACUAGGAAAUACCCUGCAACAAUUUCAACAUCGACAUCCACAACAACCAAUUUUUAAUCCCAUCAAUAGUAGCUCUGCGAAUUCGAACCCGAAUCUCACGGGCACUAUCAAUCUACCCCACAACACCAAUACCAAUUCUUCUUUACCACCAUUGUUCGCACAGCACAGUCAGCAACAAUACAAAAUGGAGGAUAAUGGUGUCACUGGAGUGAAUGAUAUGGAAGCACAGGAAGCUUUAGCUAGGGAAUUUCAACCAGCGUUGGAGGGACCAUUAGUGGGGGAAAAGAAGAGCAGUCUGGCGAUAGCUGAAGAAUAUGCAAAAGCUGACCCCAUUUAUGUUUCGAAAACUUCUGCAUUACCUCAGAAGUAUUCUCAUUAUCGACCGAUUCUUGGCGAUGGAAAUUGUGGAUGGCGGGCGGCGGGAUUCUCCUACUUUGAGACUUUACUGAGGCUGGGAAAUAGAGGUCAGGUAGAGGAAGAACUAGCAAGGAUAUUAUCGCUGAACAGUCUACUCACAACGGCUGGAGGAUUCGAUGCGUGGAUCUUUGAGGAUAUGGUGGAAGAAACUACCACGUUGUUGAGAGACAUGGCAGAGUUAAUGGAUACUUCUAUUCAAGCUGCUGAAUCCUCGAUCUUGGAUCGAUUCAACAACUCGGAAAUCUCGAACGCUAUCGUAUACCAUUUCCGAUUGUUGGCUAGUUCAUGGCUCAAAGCUAACCCUCAAAAUUACCAAGGAUUUAUACCAGACGGCGGUGGUGUCGAUCAAUAUAGAAAAGAAUGGUUGGAGCCACCUAAUCAAGAGAUAGAUCAUCUUGGUAUGACUUUACUCAUUGAUGUGUUACUAAAACCUACCCGAUUCUCCGUUGAGAUUGUCUAUCUCGACCGCAGUGAAGGAACACAAGUCAACAGUCACAUGUUCCAGGCUGAGGAUUCAAAUGGUCAGCCCACCCACCCAGAAGGUCCAAUCAUAUACCUUCUCUAUCGACCUGGUCAUUACGAUAUCUUGUAUAAGGAUCUUGUACGGCAAAGUAUUGAUAUGAGCUCAAAUAUUCAAGUCAAUCGAGCCACGAAUUUUACUCAUCAGCACUCGACUGAAGCACAUCCUCCUAUGAAUCCAUAUCAAACCAUGGAUCUCCUCCUCAGUAUUCCGGGUGUCAGUUUCGCAUCACCAUAUUCGAACUUUGGCAUGCAAUAUCAAUCACCGAUGUCGCAAGCAUUUGCACCUGCACCAUCUACCGCCUUAUCACCUAUGUCACCUACAGGAAAUUCUGUCUCGACACCACAAUCCGCAACCUCAGUCACAAGUCUUCCUAAUCGUUCAACAUUUACUUCAAUCAAUACUCCUACCCCAAUUAUCACCUCUCCACAUCCAUUCAAAAAUACUCCAAUCUCCCUUCCUAUUCAUACCAUACCUCCACCUACUCCUCAUACUAUUCCAUCCCCUAUUUCAUUAGGAAUACCAGCGGCAAGUUUUCGCCCAAGCAAGUACGAAUGGGCGAUAUCAGCCGAUUUACAAGAAGGACCUGUGCCCAGUUUUCAAACUAGCACGUUUAAAAAUAGUCAUUAUAAUACAGCGCAUUACAAUAAUCCCAAUUUCCAACCAGAAGAAUGGACGCCAGAAGAAGACGGCUUAGGUGUGGGUAGUAAAGGAGGAGGUGGAGGAGGCUAUGGUGGAUGGGCAAGAAAGAGAAGUAGUUGAUGAGUGAGAAAUUAGGCAUGGGACAUGAAAUGGGGUUUUGGGGGAGGGGAAAAAAAUUAUGAUAUUAAUGAUGCAGGUAUUGGGGGUAAUUUUUUGUGUUCAUAUGUUUCAAGGGGGUUUAAGGAACUUGAUUUUGGGGAUUUUGCGAAAACAUGCAAAUUUAUAUCAUAUCAUAAGAUGAUUAUUUUGUUGAUUUGAGAAUCAAAUGAAAUGAAGUUUGUUU